Pocillopora meandrina is the source of this 4542-nucleotide messenger RNA. The record is from the annotation of a GenBank genome assembly. Lineage: Eukaryota; Metazoa; Cnidaria; Anthozoa; Scleractinia; Pocilloporidae.
AUGAUAGCUUUCAUGAGCAUCGCCUUACUAGUUGCCCUGUUCCUGCUCAACUCAGAUCGCAUUCAGAAAGCUAUUGAGAUAUGCAGCGAAUGUUUGAUUCUGGCAAAUAACACCGAUCGAAACAGCAAAGACCAAUUUAAUUCACAACUGCAACAAUUUUACAGCGCUAUCUAUGAAGUUCUUUUCAGCGCUUAUCGUAGUAUCUCUGACUACAUAAGUGCGGAAAGAUACGGCAGGAAACUGCUUGUCUUAUGCAGCGAGUCUGGUGACUUAGAAAGAGAAGGAGAUGUAAGCUUAGCUCUUGCAGAGAUUUUUGAGAGUCAAAACAGGUUUACAGAUGCCAAACAACUUUAUGAAAAAGCAGUUGAUAUAAAGAGACAAACUGGUGAAAAAACUGACGAAGCAAGCGCCUGCCAAAGAUGCGGAGAUAUGUUUUAUAAACUUAACGAAUACCAAAAAGCGAAGGAGUAUGUUGAGAGAGCCCUUACCAUAAGAACCGAAAUUGGCGACAAAACAGGAGAAGCAUCCUGUUACGGAGCCCUAGGAGCGUUCCUUCAGUUGCUCGGUAACUGUGACAAGGCUAAAGAGUAUUUCCAAAAGGCACUUGUCAUCAAAACUGAAAUUGGCGACAUUAAAGGAGAGGCAUUAUGUUAUAGAAUCCUAGGUUCUGUGUUUCGGUCGCUCGGGCAAUACGACAAGGCUAAAGAGUAUCUCCAAAAAGCGCUUGUCAUCGCAACUGAAAUGGGUGACAGAGAAGGAGAGGCAUCAUGUUAUGGAAACCUAGGUUCUGUGUUUCAGAUUCUCGGGCAAAACGACAAGGCUGAAGAGUAUCUCCAAAAAGCGCUUGUCAUCACAACUGAAAUUAGCGACAGACAAGGAGAGGCAUCAUGUUAUGGAAACCUAGGAACUGUGUUUCAGUCGCGCGGGCAAUACGACAAGGCUAAAGAGUAUCUUCAAAAAGCGAUUGUCAUCACAACUGAAAUUGGCGACAGAGUAGGAGAGGCAUCAUGUUAUAGAACCCUUGGUUCUGUGUUUCGAUCGCUCGGGCAAUACGACAAGGCUAAAGAGUAUCUCCAAAAAGCGCUUGUCAUCGCAACUGAAAUGGGCGACAGAGUAGGAGAGGCAUCAUGUUAUAGAAUCCUAGGUUCUGUGUUUCGGUCGCUCGGGCAAUACCACAAGGCUAAAGAGUAUCUCCAAAAAGCGCUUGUCAUCGCAACUGAAAUGGGCGACAGAGUAGGAGAGGCAUCAUGUUAUAGAAUCCUAGGUUCUGUGUUUCGGUCGCUCGGGCAAUACCACAAGGCUAAAGAGUAUCUUCAAAAAGCGCUUGUCAUCGCAACUGAAAUGGGCGACAGAGUAGGAGAGGCAUCAUGUUAUGGAAACCUAGGUACUGUGUUUCAGUCGCUCGGGCACUACGACAAGGCUAAAGAGUAUUAUAAAAAGGCGUUUGUCAUCAAAUCUGAAAUUGGCGACAGACAAGGAGAGGCAUCAUGUUAUGGAAACCUUGGUACUGUCUUUCAGUCCCUCGGGCAAUACAACAAGGCUAUAGAGUAUCUCCAAAAAGCGGUUGUUAUCAGAAUUGAAAUUGGCGACAUUGAAGGAGAGGCAACUGACUACGGAAACCUGGGUACUGUGUUUCAGUUGCUCGGGCAAUACAACAAGGCCAUAGGGUAUCUUCAAAAAGCACUUGUCAUCACAACUGAAAUUGGCGACAGAAAAGGAGAGGCAUCAUGUUAUGGAAACCUAGGUUCUGUGUUUCAGGCGCUCGGGCAGUACGACAAGGCUAUAGAGUAUCUCCAAAAAGCGCUUUUCAUCACAACUGAAAUUGGCGACAGAGAAGGAGAGGCUUCAUGUAAUGGAAACCUAGGUUCUGUGUUUCAGUCGCUCGGGCAAUACGACAAGGCCAAAGAGUAUCUCCAAAAAGCGGUUGUUAUCAGAAGUGAAAUUGGCGACAUUAAUGGAGAGGCAGUUGACUACGGAAACCUGGGUAUUGUGUUUCAGUCGUGCGGGCAAUACGACAAGGCUACAGAGUAUCUCCAAAAAGCGCUUGUCAUUACAACUGAAAUUGGCGACAGAAAAGGAGAGGCAUCAUGUUAUGGAAACCUAGGUACUGUGUUUCAGGCGCUCGGGCAAUACGACAAGGCUAAAGAGUAUCUCCAAAAAGCGCUUGUCAUUACAACUGAAAUUGGCGACAGAAAAGGGGAGGCAUCAUGUUAUGGAAACCUAGGUACUGUCUUUCAGUCACUCGGGCAAUACGACAAGGCUAAAGAACAUUUCCAUAAAGCCCUUGUCAUCAGAACUGAAAUUGGCGACAGAGAAGGAGAAGCAUUAUGUUAUGUAAACCUAGGUACUGUGUUUCAGUUUCUCGGGCAAAACGACAAGGCUAUGGAGUAUCAUAAAAAAGCGUUCGUCAUCACAACUGAAAUUGGCGACAGAAAAGGAGAGGCAUUAUGUUAUGGAAACCUAGGAGCUGUGUUUCAGGUGCUCGGGCAGUACGACAAGGCUAUAGAGUAUCUCCAAAAAGCGCUUGUCAUCACAACUGAAAUUGGCGACAGAAAAGGAGAGGCAUUUUGUUACGGAAAUCUAGGUACUGUGUUUCAUUAUCUUGGACAAUGCGACAAGGCUAUAGAGUAUCAUAAGAAAGUGGUCGUCAUCACAACUGAAAUUGGCGACAGACAAGGAGAGGCAUCAUGUUAUGGAAACCUUGGUACUGUCUUUCAGUCCCUCGGGCAAUACAACAAGGCUAUAGAGUAUCUCCAAAAAGCGGUUGUUAUCAGAAUUGAAAUUGGCGACAUUGAAGGAGAGGCAACUGACUACGGAAACCUAGGUACAGUGUUUCAGUUGCUCGGGAAAUACGAGAAGGCUAAAGAGUAUCUCCAAAAAGCGCUUAAUAUCAGCGCUGAAAUUGGUGAUGAGGAAAAGAAAGCAGCACAUCUUGCAAUCCUUGGAAGUUUCUAUAGAAUGUUUGGAGAUUAUGAAGCUUCGGAGGUAUGCUUGGAGAAAGCUUUAUCCAUAUCCAGAGAUAUUGGAGAUAGAAGAAUGGUGUUCAAAAUCCUUCAAGAAUACGCCGUUUUGUAUUUAUUACAAGAGAAAACCACUGACUCCCUUUACUUUCUUCAACUGUGCAUUGAAAAGUACGAGGAGCUGAGAUAUUUCUUGGGCGCCAAUGAUCAGUUCAAAACAUCAUUUCUGGAGAACUCAGGAAUAUUUCCAUACAAGCUGCUUUGUACUCUGCUUUGUUACACUGGAAAAAUUCGUGAUGCUCUUUAUGUUGAGGAGUUGAGUCGAGCUAGAGGUCUAUCAGACUUGAUGGCAGAGAAGUACUCCGUUGAAAUGAACACCUCUGCUAAUCCACAAUCUUGGUUUGGCAUUGAAAACAUUUUUAGAAAGAGAAAUAACUGUACUUGUCUGUACAUUUCUUAUUUUCAGAAUCAUCUGCAUUUGUGGAUCUUGAAAACAAGUGGAGUCCUUCACCAUAGAAGAAUAUCACUAGAAGAGAAUCUAGUUCAGGCUGGGUUGCCCAAAGAUUUGCCUUUGAGUAAAUUUUUGGCUGAUAAUUUCCGGAGUCUUGGUAUUUUGCCCAUUGAAGAUUGUGAAGAUCGGUCUUUAAAUAUGGUUGAAUUGCAACCUCUCUCCCCCCAACAAAAGAGGUCAGAAAGAUUGCGACUCGUGGAGGAGGACGAGAGAGUCAUUUCAAGUCUACCUUUGUGUUACAAAAUGUUUAUUGCCCCCGUUUAUGAUCUGAUUGAUGAGCCUGAAGUCAUUAUUGUUCCUGACCGCAGUUUGUACAAAGUUCCCUUUGCUGCCCUGAGUGAGAUGGAGGGAGCCCAAUACCUGUCGGAGACUCAUAGGAUCCGUGUUAUUCCUUCUCUGACGACACUCAAGAUGAUUCAAGAUAGUCCAGAGGACUAUCACAGCAACACUGGUGCCUUGAUAAUAGGCAAUCCCGAGGUUGAUCGGCUGCCGUCAUUGCCAGGUGCAAGAAAAGAAGCGGAGAUGGUCGGACGAUUAGUGGGUGUUCCGCCUCUGCUAGAAAAGGAAGCAACGAAGCAGGCGGUGCUUGAGCGGAUAAGUUCAGUGAGCCUGAUACAUAUUGCUGCUCAUGGUAACGCCGAGAGGGGAGAAAUUGCCCUCUCCCCCAUUCCUACUCCCAACAAUCGAAACGCUGUCCCACCACAGGAAGCUUACAUGUUGACGAUGGCUGAUGUCUCACGAGUGAAAGUCAGAGCUAAACUGGUGGUACUUAGCUGCUGUCACAGUGGAAGUGGAGAGAUAAGAGCCGAGGGAGUUAUAGGAAUUGCCCGUGCGUUCUUAGGAUCUGGUGCUCGCUCGGUGCUGGUUGCGCUGUGGGCCAUUCCAGACUCAGCAACAGAGAAGCUAAUGAGUCGGUUUUACGAACACCUUGUUAAUGGAGAAAGUGCCAGUGAAUCCCUUCAUCAGGCCAUGAAGUGGAUGAGAAAAAACGGCUUGACCAAUGUGUCUGAGUGGGCUUCGUUUACGCUGAUUGGAGAUGAUGUGAGACUCAAGUUUGACAUGCAGAGGUAA